AAAAUAUAUAUUGGAGGAUAAUUACAGCUCCCGACGAGCACCAUUCAUUUUGGAAACUGAAAGGCAAAGUGUUAAAUUUUCUUUGCAUCAUCUCCAAGGCUUCAGUUUAACUUUAUAGCCUCCAAGAUUUCAUGGUUGGGUCUUAACUCUUUUUGAACACACAAUAAAGAGGGAGUCCAUAUAUGGCUACUUCUUUGAAUUCUGUUAUGGGCUUUCACUCAACUCUGCAGGCCAACUACUGGCAUCUCUCUAGGAGUGCCCCAAUGCAGAAGGUUCCAUACUUCCCAUCUUCCUUUCAGAUGCCAGGGUUAAGAAGAUGCAUGCCAGUUACUAGGGAGAAAUUCUUUCUUUUAGUUGCUAAAAGUGAUAGUCUUGAAACAGAAGUUAGUGAUAAGGAUUCUGGAAAUGCUAAAAGCACAAACUCUGAAGCUAUUACACCUACUGAAUCUUCAAAAGCAGAGGGUGAAGUGCAGUCCAGUGAUCAAACUAGAUUGGCUGUGCAAGAAUCCAAAGUUCCAAACGGAUCCGUAAAUUCCACAAACUUGGAACAGGAAGCAUCUUCCUCCAGUCCAAAACCAACCUUAAAGAGAUCUCCAUUGACAGCAAGAGAGAAACUUAGGGCAGCUAGGGUUCUCAGCCGGUACAAUGAAUCAAAGGUCUCCUCUAAACCUCAGCUUGGAAGCAAACUAAUUGAGGCCCUACGAGAAAGUGAGAAGGGGAAAAAGAGACCUGGACUUCCAGAGGCGCCUACAAAUUUGUUCGAUGAUAGCAAAAGAGGGAUGCCAAAACCAGGCUGGACUUUUGAGUUUCCAGGAGGAUUUGAUGUCUUCCUUGUGGUAUUUUCAUUUGUAUUCAUCAGCACAAUUAUGUUUGCUACAACAUACCUUGUGUGGAAAGUUGGUGCUAUCCAUUUUAACGAUUACUGAGGUAGAUGUUCAUGAUAGGCUGGUUCCCUUCUUGGGUUUUCGGGACAUGGUACUGGUCUAGCCAUCCACAAGCACCCGAGAUGAGCAGAGUUUUGUGUACAACAAAUGCUUUCUAGCUGAGAAUUGUACUUUUGGCGCUAGUUUAAAGUUCUUUUGAAUCCGAAGAUCUCAGGUGGGUAGGGAUGCCGUAUAGUUGAAUACAAAAGUGUAGCUCUUCAACAAUAUAUUAUGGAACUGUCUUAUUGCCUUA
Molecule: messenger RNA, 1176 nt
Organism: Lycium ferocissimum
Lineage: Eukaryota; Viridiplantae; Streptophyta; Magnoliopsida; Solanales; Solanaceae
Exons: 2
Coding region: 183-926 (247 amino acids)
Cellular component (GO): chloroplast thylakoid membrane
Source: RefSeq, a predicted model, not a curated record